AUGGAGAUGCUCAAUUCAAUUAGAAGCGACGACGCGAUUCGCAGUGAGCACUCCAGCAACUCUACCUCGUUCAAUGAAAGCUCAAGCAGCUCUUGCCGAAGCAGCUCAAGCACAAGCAACUCCUCGUCAUCCAAUGAAAGCUCAGGCAGCUCAAGUUCAAGAAGCACAAUCAGCUCAAGCUCAAAUAGUUCGGUCUCCAUGCAAAAAUUCUCACCAAAAGCUCAAACUAUUCUCACGGAGCCACGCGUUUUGAGAGGAUGCAUACUCUUCCAAAUUUUGCGAGGAAAUGCGUUGAAGCAUACGAAGAACUGUGCAAAUCAUUUGGGGAUAACUUUAUGGAGUAUCGCCGCUUUGACUACUGGUAUUGGGGAUUAACUAAUGGUAGUCUCAACUUGGAUUCUGCGGACAAAUUUGAUGCGUCUAAAGCGAAGGAAUUUACUGAUCUAGACAACGAUCUCCAAACAAUGGUUCUUGAUAAACCGGAUCCGAUUGAUCGAUUAUCCGCAUGUGGAGUCUCUCAUCAAUUUCAUUCUACAGUUGAAAAUCAACGAUCUAAUCUAACGGAAUUUAAUAUGUUAUUUAGAAACGAAAUAAUUCAUUUGUAUACAAACGAUGAUUUGGUGAUAUAUCGGAAGUGGCUCAACGAAUAUCAUAUGGAUGGAUGUCGUGGAAUUCUUUGUUGAGAACAAAAUGCCAUUGGAGGUUGUCACGAAUGAUUUGUCAGCGCUUUUGAAUGACCAAAGAUUAACCUUGAAUGAAUUUGAAGUCUUAUUCGUGGACUGUCAGAAAAAAGCAGUUGAUACCAUUGAAUCAGUUCUUAAUCAGAUUGGAAGCUUGUCGGCAAAAUGGGUUUCAAUCAAAGGCGCUUCCCCCGUCAAAACCGCCAAACUUCUACAACGCUUCGAAACUGGUGCUCUGAAGAAGUUAAACAUUUGUAUUGAUUGGUCCUAUGAAGAGUCCGUUGAACAUCUGGUCGGUCUUGAGCAAUGGAAAGCCGUGAAAACUCUUUAUUUGUAUUCUGACUUCUAUGGGUUCAUCAAGCAUCUCAGACACCUAAAUACAUUGAUUGUUGACUGUGUGGGCGAAACUUUAUCGAACAAAGAUAUUUCGAAAUUUCGAGAUGAAAGUUUCCUUUAG
Messenger RNA from Caenorhabditis elegans, 1137 nucleotides. NCBI's taxonomy places the organism in Eukaryota, Metazoa, Nematoda, Chromadorea, Rhabditida, Rhabditidae. The record is from the annotation of a RefSeq genome assembly.